Molecule: messenger RNA, 2688 nt
Organism: Elaeis guineensis (African oil palm)
Lineage: Eukaryota; Viridiplantae; Streptophyta; Magnoliopsida; Arecales; Arecaceae
Biological process (GO): mRNA pseudouridine synthesis; tRNA modification
Cellular component (GO): nucleus
Molecular function (GO): RNA binding; pseudouridine synthase activity
Source: RefSeq, a predicted model, not a curated record
CAGGAUCUUUCUGUGACCAUUCUUCUACUUCUUCCAAUUUUUUUCUUUAAAUUCUUUAUUUUUAAUUAUUUAUGGAAAAAUUCAUCCUUAAUGCCGCUUCUAUGAAAAAGGCAUAUCUUAUAGUUAUAUUUUCAUUUUUGUCCACCAUACCAUUAGGCGGAUGGUUUUGCCUAUCCACUACCAUCAGGUGUUUGUAGAUUUGCUUGGGAUAAGUGAUGGUUCGACGGCAAGGAUAAAAUUCAAAAAGGUGAAAUGUUUAAGGAAACAGCGUGUCAAGAGUGAACUCACCGGUUGCCAAUCGAAAGGCAAUGUAAACCCCGUGUAGAAGGUCUGUUUCUCCGCAAGCCGCCCAGUUUGGUUCUAUUUCGAGGGUAGCAAAAUGCUUCUGACCUCAAGAGUCCUUUCCUCCCUCUCCCCAAAGCUCACGCCUUUCCUCUUCCUCAAAUCCCGCCCCUUUCCUACUGUCUCCCUCCGCCCUCUCUCCACCACCGCCACCCCUUACCCACUCUACUACGAGCUCAUCCGCCACCGCCCCGUUCGCCCCCCUCCCCGCCAUCACCCCCAGCCCGCUGCUGGUGGCGACCAACCGACCGCCGCCGCCGCCGACGACGACGACGAUGAUGAGAAGCUCAUGGACCGCUCCAAGCGGCGGUACUACCGGAAGCGGCGGCAGCGGAUGCUCGGCGGGUCCGACACCGACGAUGACGACGGCCGCCGGUCCCAAGGUGACGACUUUGUCGAGCUGAAGCCGGAGGUCGUCGACUUCCCGAGGCUUCAUGCCCGGGAGGAGGAGCUCUACUUCUAUGACACCUUUGCCUACCCCUGGGAGAAGGAGAAGCACUACCGGAUGGUUUACCAGCUGGAGAAGAAGUACUUCCCCGAACAUUCCCUCGAUAAGGCGUUUGUCGACCCAGGAACGGAGCCGGUGCAGGUGGCGGCGGACGGGGAGAGGAAGAAGGGGAGGAAGUCGAAGAAGAAGAAGAAGGACGAGGUUGAGGAGAGGGACGAGAAGGGUUUGGUGUUCUUUGACGAGGAGGUGAAGGAUAGGCCUGCUUCUGCCUCUUCGGUUGCUGAGCCGACUGCCCGGGAUGUGACAGAGAGGAAGGUGGAAGAGUUCUUCAAGUGUUUGAAGAAAGUCCCCAACGCCAGAGGGCAGAAACCUGUUGCAAAAGAGGUGGUGGAAGAUGGAGGAGAGCCAUAUCUGGUGAGUAGGAAGACGGAGCUUCCUCCGAGGUGGGAUGGACCAUCUGGUAUGGUCGUGCUGGUGGACAAACCUAAAGGAUGGACUUCAUUUACUGUUUGUGGGAAGCUGCGGCGGUUAGUCAAAGUGCAAAAGGUUGGGCAUGCUGGUACUCUUGACCCAAUGGCAACUGGUUUGUUGAUUGUUUGUGUUGGUAAAGCAACCAAAUUAGUGGACAGAUAUCAAGGCAUGAUCAAGGGUUAUAGUGGUGUUUUCAGGCUGGGUGAGGCUACUUCAACUUGGGAUGCUGAUUCACCGGUCAUCCAAAGAGAACCAUGGGAACACAUCAAAGAUGAGGAUAUAAAAAAGACUGCUGCAUCUUUCUUGGGAGAGAUAUGGCAAGUUCCUCCUAUGUUUUCUGCCAUUAAGGUAGGUGGUGAAAAGAUGUAUGACAAAGCAAGGAGAGGGGAGAUGAUUGAGCUGUCACCAAGACGCAUAUCAAUAUAUCAGUUUGAUAUUGAACGCAGCCUAGAUGACAGGCAAAAUUUGAUAUUCCGAGUCACUUGCUCAAAAGGGACAUAUAUUCGUUCCCUUUGUGCUGAUUUUGGGAAAGCUCUUGGCAGUUGUGCUCAUUUGACUGCCCUACGAAGAGAUUUGAUUGGGGAAUAUUCAGUUGAUGAUGCAUGGAAUUUUCAAGAAUUGCAAGAACAGAUUACAAAAGAAUAUCUCUAAGUGCUGCACAAUCUGCUCCUUCCUAAGUUUCUCCAGUUUCUUUAAGCUGCUGAGAGAAAGAUUUCAAUAUCCAGUCAAUUAUUAGUGAGUUAAUUGCAAGUCUCCUACAAUAGCUUUCAACUGUUGGCUGCAUUUAUUGGAACCUUUAAAUUGUCAUUUUAUGGUUGCCUUGCUAGGAAAGGAGAUAAAGAAUUAAUGCCUUGAAGCAGUUAUAGUUUGGACACCAUUACUGGAAAGCUAGGAGAUAUCCACUUAAAAUAGCAAAUUUUUUGAUCCAAUAAUGGUGAGAGAUUCCAGGGUUCUUUAGGGAUGGGCAAGGCAUAUCACAGUUGCUACAAGAUUAUGCUUCAAUUUUUCGUGAAUGUGUAAAUUAUUGACAUCUAAUGGGUUGCCAUAUUGCAUUUGUUGUUAUGCAUAUCUUCUUCUGUUUAUUCUAUUAGCAAUAAUGUAUUUUAAUUCACUGACUUGUCCUCCUAAUACCAUAUCUUAAAUGGGCUGAGAACCAUGCCAUUAGUUCAUCUCAGCCAACAUGCUGCAGCACUUUGUCACAUGGCCUCCGCCUCAAAAACCAUGUAUGUUAAAGGAUGUGUUCGGGAAUCUAAAAUGAAGAGUGAAGAGAACUGAUGAAUGUCCAUAGAAUGCACAUUCUAUUACAUUUUGCUAACAUGACAUUCUGGUUUUGCUUGGUAGUUCCUCUUCAGCUACUCUACAACAUCUGACUCUUUGUUGACAUCAAUCAUUUUAGGAAUGCACAUGGGGUGCACACAGAAGCAACA